This is a messenger RNA of Stegastes partitus (bicolor damselfish), 4717 nucleotides long. Its product is annotated as frizzled-7-A-like. Bases 486 to 2192 code for a protein of 568 amino acids. The transcript is spliced from 2 exons. The record is from RefSeq and is a predicted model, not a curated record. Gene Ontology annotation, cellular component: plasma membrane. Gene Ontology annotation, biological process: non-canonical Wnt signaling pathway; canonical Wnt signaling pathway. Gene Ontology annotation, molecular function: Wnt receptor activity; Wnt-protein binding. NCBI's taxonomy places the organism in Eukaryota, Metazoa, Chordata, Actinopteri, Pomacentridae.
UAACUUUGUGUGUGAGGAGAGCGAGCCUCCCGACUCCAGCCGCCCAGCAUGUGAACCGACGCUCUGCGUGAAGCGAAGUCGAAAACCGUGGAAAUACAAACCUUUCGACUUUCCAGCGCUCCUCGUUUUGUGCCAAAGUCGCGCCGCUCAAGUGUUAAAGACGCUGGAAGAAUUUGGGGCUGCGUUUCCCCCCCAGAAAACGGGACUUUUAAGUGUUUUUUUCUCCAGCGGCUCGGGAGUGAGAGUGGACUGCUUGGAGUCACUUACAAAGACCAUUAAGAAGUCAUGACACGACGAACGUUUCACUUGGAUUUAUCUUCGUGAAAGACGAGAGAAAAGUCGACCACAGCCAUUUUAACUCCAAUUACUCGGACUGUGAGCUAAGUAUUGGGACAAUUGCUGCACAUUUUCUCGCGUUUUCGCUCGUUUUUAAGUUGCCCUACUUGGAUCAAAGUUUUUCCUUCCCUCCCCCCUCCUCCUCAACUAUGGCGGCGGCCAGGUUCACCACUGGCUCCGUGUUGCUGCGGAUCAUGUGGCUGCUGUGCGGGCUCUCUUUCUCACCCGCUUCUGCUCAGCACUACAACAGCGAGAGCGGAAUAUCCGUCCCGGAACACGGCUUCUGCCAGCCCAUCUCCAUCCCGCUCUGCACCGACAUCGCCUACAACCAGACCAUCAUGCCGAACCUCCUGGGCCACACGAACCAGGAGGACGCCGGGCUGGAGGUGCACCAGUUCUACCCGCUGGUGAAGGUCCAGUGCUCUGCGGAUCUCAAGUUCUUCCUGUGCUCCAUGUACGCGCCGGUGUGCACCGUGCUGGAGCAGGCCAUCCCCCCGUGUCGGUCCCUGUGCGAGCGGGCACGCCAGGGAUGCGAAGCCCUGAUGAACAAAUUCGGCUUCCAGUGGCCGGAGCGGCUCCGCUGCGAGGCGUUCCCCGUCCACGGAGCCGGAGAGAUCUGCGUGGGCCAGAACACAUCCGAACCGGGCAGCCCGGCCUCCUCGUCGUCUCCCUACGCGCCCGACCCUGUGACCCUUCCCCCCAGCAUGGGCAGGCCGAACCAGCGCCCGCCCCAACACAACCAGUACCACCAGUUCUCAUGCCCGCUGCAGCUGGAGGUGCCCACCUAUCUGGGCUACAGAUUCAUGGGGGUCAAAGACUGCGGGGCCCCCUGUGAGCCCACAAAGCCGACCGGGAUCAUGUACUUCAGGGAGGAUGAGGUGAAGUUCGGCCGCCUGUGGGUCGGCAUCUGGUCCAUCCUGUGCUGUGUGAGCACAUUGUUCACUGUGCUCACCUACCUGGUGGACAUGCGGCGGUUCCGAUACCCGGAGCGGCCCAUCAUCUUCCUGUCGGGCUGCUACUUCAUGGUGGCCGUGGCCUACGCUGCGGGGUUCUUCCUGGAGGACAAAGUGGUUUGCGUGGAUAAAUUCAAGGUGGACGGCUACAGGACUGUAGCUCAGGGCACCAAGAAGGAGGGCUGCACCAUCCUCUUCAUGGUGCUCUACUUCUUUGGCAUGGCCAGCUCCAUCUGGUGGGUGAUUCUGUCCCUGACGUGGUUCCUCUCCGCCGGGAUGAAAUGGGGUCAUGAGGCGAUCGAAGCCAACUCGCAGUACUUCCACCUGGCUGCCUGGGCGGUCCCGGCCAUCAAAACCAUCACCAUCCUCGCCAUGGGCCAGGUGGACGGAGACGUCCUGACCGGGGUGUGCUUCGUGGGGAUCUUCAACGUGGACGCGCUGCGCGGCUUCGUGCUGGCCCCGCUGUUCGUCUACCUGUUCAUCGGCACGUCCUUCCUCCUGGCCGGCUUCGUGUCCCUGUUCCGGAUCCGCACCAUCAUGAAGCACGACGGCACCAAGACGGAGAAGCUGGAGAAGCUGAUGGUGCGGAUCGGCGUGUUCAGCGUGCUCUACACGGUACCGGCCACCAUCGUGAUCGCCUGCUACUUCUACGAGCAGGCCUUCAGGGAGCACUGGGAGCGGACCUGGCACAUGCAGACCUGCAAGCGCUUCGCCGUCCCCUGCCCGGUCCACAACUUCGCCCCCAUGACGCCGGACUUCACCGUGUUCAUGAUCAAAUACCUGAUGACCAUGAUCGUGGGGAUCACCUCCGGGUUCUGGGUCUGGUCCGGGAAGACUCUCCAAUCAUGGCGGAGGUUCUACAAGCGCCUUAGCAACGGUAACCAUGGAGAGACAACGGUGUGAGGUUCGGAGGAUUAAAAGGCACAGCGAGUUCUGGAUACAGCAGCCUGAAAAGGAGGUCAAAUAGCUUUCAUUUUAAUACUUUUGGAUGUAUUUUGUGAUUGGAGUUUUGUUUUUUUGUUUUGUUCCAGGUUGUGGCAGCGAUUCGGGCUUUUAGACAAACUUUUAUCUAUAUUCUAUAGAAUUUGGAUACAUUUUCUAUAUAUUUCUUUAUUUUUUUUUUGUUGUCAUCAAUCCUGGCUUUUGCAUCUUUGGAUUAUGAACUGGUGUAAAUGGCCAUACUGGUCCGUGGACUGCGAUGCCAGACUGGUGAAGUUACUUCUUCAUAUGAAACUCUCUGCGUAUUAUCGAUUAUAUCCUUUAUAUUACAGUUUGAAUGUACUUGCUGUCUGCUCUUCUGAGAGUUUGUCAGUUGGAAAACAGCACAGACUGAUGUGUCACACAGAGUUAGUUAAAGGUUGGAUCCGUGCUACAGCCUCUGACUGUGAAUUCAUCGAUUAAGGGUACCUGGACUACAUGAGUCGCUCUGCUUUUAGAUGAAAGACUGAAAAGCUUUAAUACACAUGUUAGAUUUUUGCAGAGUACAAUCUUGUCUGUUUUAUUCGGAGGAAUGCUUCAUCGACUCCGCCGUUGUCUGCCGAGUGGCUGCCCAGAAAGCAAAACCUUUUUUUUUUCUUCUCAUUUUUUUUUAGUUUUUUUAAAUGUCACACUGAUGAAUCUUUGUUCCUGUAUUGAAUGUUCACUCCGAAGGUGAAUGAAGUUACGUACUGGUUUGCACAGUUAUCCUAAGUGUUAGAAAUGACUGAUACACGGCAGAUUGACCUGGAUCUAACAUUUACAGAGACCACACACACACACACACACUCACACACACAACCUCCACUCUCUGUAAUUGAGACACAACAGCUCAUUGUUUGUCUCCGUGUGUGGUCUCUCAACUGUUGGGUUCCUCAUCAAAAAGACUUUUUAAGCCUUUAAGACACCCAAAGCACCAUUUCAGUGAUCCACAUUUAAUCCGCAGGAGUGCAAAUGGUUGCUCUGGACUUUUAAAGUUAUUUUAUCCUGGAUAAGGAUGACUGUACACAUCGUCGCCUAUACUCUGCUCAACGUUACUCCAUUUGCCUUACUCCCUAUUAAUUUCACUUGAAGUGUUACGUAGUUUUCACAAGCAGACUGAACAUGUUAGACUGUUUUGUUUUUUUUUGUUUUAAUUAUUGUUUUAGUGUCCGGGCGCGAGUCUUCGAACCACGGUGAAGCUGCAUGUGUGCUCUGCUUCUGGAAACAGGAGUGUUUGAUUUUCUAGUUAGGGAAAUGCCAGGACAGAGGUCAGAGGUCACGACCAUGUGGGAAUAUUUUUAUGUGCAGACAGACUGCGCAGUGUUCAGCAGAGGUCGAGUGUUGUAUCUGGGACAGAACCACCUCAGUAUAGCAGGUUAGAACAACAAAGUUCGCACAGAACACUCGCAUGACCUCAGCUAGUUAACCAGGUCAUUGAAGUCCAUUUUAAAACAGCAAGCUGCCAAAUAAAUGCUCUUAUAAUUGAAAUAAUACAGUUUUAGGAUUGCCGAUGUUGUUCUACUCGCUGAUGUGGUUUUGAAAAUUUUAAUUCAAGCGAGAAAACAGAAAGCUCAGACUGAUAAUCGUGCCCAAUGCAUCACUGAUGACAGCAGCGUGAACAGUGAGCAGUGAUUCAGUCCUUGUGCGAGGCCACCGCUGCUCGCAGCACUCUGGCUGUUUGAACUGAAUUAGGAAGUCACAGUUCACGUCUCAGACUAAAUAAUGAAAUCAGUAGCAGAUCCUGUGGGGAAACAGAAAAACAUGUUUUUAUUUUGACUGCGUCAGCUGCGAGGCAGCACAUGAUCGCCAGAAGGGUUUGUUUUUUGUCAUAUAGCACAUUUUCUCUGCAUCCAUCACAUAGUGAUCCUGAAUGGGAACACUGCAGCAGUGAGGCACAGCUCGCAGCACAAUGACCGUACACACUUGGCAUUCUAGUUAUCUUAGUUUCUGGAGCUGUGUCUCAAACCCACAUAAGAUUAAUACUAAAACAUGUACUUUAUACCAAUCUUCAUAGUAAACUUUAAAGCAGUUUGUAUAUAUAUAUUAAAAAAAAAAUCAGAUUUCCCAUGUGAAUGUACUACAUACCUCAGACCCUGGUUAGAGUUUAUUUGUAGGCGUGAGUUAGGAAACAGGUCAACGCUAAACACUACACUCAUCCACUACAGUUCUAGCUAACAGGGCAAAGUAACUCAGUGUUACGACCUUCAGACAGCGCCGACCCGCCAGCGCCAAUGGUACCAGACUGACUCGUUUAUGUUGUACUGUUAUCAGAAGGAAUACGAGUGUUUGUGUGUUUUUAUCAGAACAUAUGCAAACCACCAAGUAAACACAAACUCUGAUUUUAAAGGCAUAUUUGUAUUUAUGGGGGAUACUCAUUUUUUUUUUUUGUCUUUUUUACUUGUCUUUUUAUUUUUUAAUGAGAUAAGCCUGUUCUACGUGUACAGUUUGAAUAAAAGUGUUAAAGUUUGUAA